CCCAUCCGUCCAUCAUCCUUUUCCGUCUCCCGCCCGAGGCUAGUACUGUAGUAUCGUCGUCGGUCACUCUCUCUACCUUUGCCCCCCUUUCACCCUCCUCUUCCUUCAUUCACUCACUCUUUCGUUCUCUCGCCCAACAAGGCUCGCGAUCUCGCGGCUCCCCAUGUCAUUGUGGGCAGCGCGUUUCUUCACCUCAUGAUCCUCUACUACUACUACUAGUCUCACUGUCCCCCCCAUGUUCAAGCUCUGUGACCCGCGGCUCUGGCCGUCGCGCCUCGUCGUGCGGUACCUGUCGGCCGCCUUCUUCGUCGCAUUCGUCGUCGCCAACUACAUGCUCUGGCACGAUGCCAAGUCGUGGGACAUGGCCGGCUUGCGCAGCACCGUCGGCUUAGAUAUCGGUCACAAGCACCCCAUCAAGAAGCUCAUGGUCGAAGCAAAGUUGCGCCACGAAAAGCUGUUGGCCGCGCAAAGCCACGACGUUGCCGACGCAGCGGCCAGAUACCGGUCCAAGCGCGGGCGCCACCCGCCCCCGGGCUUCGACGCCUGGUUCAAAGCCGCCCAGGACGCCCACGCCAUUGUCGUCGAAGACUAUUUCGACCGCAUAUACAAGGACCUGACGCCCUUUUGGGCCCUCGAGCUCAACACCGUCCGCCGCCGCGCCGACGCCUGGCACUGGGUCGUCAAGGUCCGCAAUGGCACCGCCUCUGGCGUCGGCGACGUCGAGGGCCGCGUGCCCUGGCUGCAGCUCUGGACCGCCCUCGUCGAGGAAUUCGCCCAACACUUGCCCGAUGUCGACAUGCCCGUCAACAUGAUGGACGAGUCCCGCAUCCUCGUCCCCCACGACCAAAUCGCCAAGCUCGUCGACAAGGAGCGCAAGGAGAGGACCCUGGCCGACGUCGCCAGCGUCAAAUCCACCUUCACCGGCCUCCAACACCUCGAAGACGACAAGAGCGAUCCCUACGACCCGGAGUGGUUCGGGCCCAGCAACCAGUACUGGGACCUGGCCGUCAAGACGUGCGGCCCCGGCACCCCCGCCCAUGGCGUCAAGCAGAUCGACGACUGGGCCACGCCCGCCGCCUUCCCACAAAACUACAGACCUUCGUACUCGUACAAGGGUUUUGUCCAGAACUGGACCGCUGCGACCGACCCCUGCCUGCAGCCGCACCUGCGCCAGCUGCACGGCACCUUUAUCGAGCCCAUCAGCCUCUCCUCCACCGAGGAGCUGAUACCCCUGUUCGGCGGCUCUAAGCUUCCCAUGAACAACGAGAUACUUAUCCCCGGUGCCAUGUAUCUGACUCGGGAUGAGUUCUACUCGGGCGGUGACUCCCAUGGGCCCUCGUGGGGGCGCAAGAAGGACGGCCUCAUCUGGCGAGGCGAUGGUUCCGGCGGUCGACCCAAGGAGCACACCUGGCAUCACUUUCAGCGUCAUCGUCUUGUCGACAUGUUCAACGCCACGACCAUCGCCCGCGCCGAGUCGGACGCAAAGCGCCCGUUGACGUUUGAGCUUCCGUCUCUCGCCAUCUACGACAGCCCCCGGAUGAGACGCGGGGAGUUGGGCGCCUGGAUCAGCCAGUUCGCUGAUACCGCCUUUGUGCAUCUCUGCCCGGAAAACGAGUGCGACUUUUUCCAGCCUUACUUCAAGCUGUCAGAGCAGAUCCCCAUGAAGAAGCAGUACAACUACAAGUUUCUCCCCGACGCCGACGGCAACUCGUUCAGCGCCCGCUUCCGGGGCUUUCUCCGCUCCACGAGUCUGCCACUCAAAGCUACCGUCUACGCCGAGUGGCACGACGACCGCAUAAUCCCAUGGGUGCAUUUCGUGCCCCUCGACAACACCUUCCAGGACAUGUAUCCUGUGCUCGAAUACUUUGCCGACGGUGGCGGGCCAGGCGACGCGGCGGCGCAGUUCAUCGCCGAGAUGGGCCGCGAGUGGUCCGAGAAGGUGCUGCGUCGGGAGGACAUGCGCCUCUACGUCUGGCGUCUGCUGCUCGAAUGGGCGAGAGUGUGCGACGACAACCGGCAUACCCUCGGCUAUGUCGAUGACCUCAAGAAGGCCUAAUAAUCUAUUCUCCGCCAUCCCGACGGCGCCGGCGUUUCACGAAGAGCAAUUCAUGUUGAUUAUGGAAGCGAAAAUGGCGUUGGGGAGACCGUUCCUUUCCCUUUUUCUUUGAUUUAUGGUUCAUGAGGGAAGGCAAGAACUCUCUCUUGCUGCCUCUCUUGCAUGGCGUCUGGGUCGAUUGUUGCAUAUGAAAGAGCUUUGGAUAAGGAAUCGCCCUUUGGCAGACAAAUGGGCGUUUUUCGUUUGGCUACCGUGGUGGGCUCAGUAUACCUUCGGCUGGCAGCCCACCUCCCCUUUUUUGUAUCAACAUUGUAUUUCUUGGAAAUGAUGGGGGAGUGUUCCCAACAUCGGGUCCCUGUAGAGUUGCCAUUGUCUUUUCUUUGUGGUCACGGCAGCGGCCUCGCUGCUGUGGCAUUCCGGUUAGGAAGGGGGGCGUUGACGCCCAAGAUGGAGGCGACUUGUAUGGGCAUGGGACAUGUGGUGGUCAGUCUGGGUUGGUGCCACCACUGGUAUCUUCUAAAUAGAUCAAAAGCUGGGAGACUCAUGGAUGCUCAUAAUUGCUG
This is a messenger RNA of Purpureocillium takamizusanense, 2619 nucleotides long. RefSeq lists its product as uncharacterized. The coding region runs from base 236 to 2056 and encodes 606 amino acids. The record is from RefSeq and is a predicted model, not a curated record. Lineage: Eukaryota; Fungi; Ascomycota; Sordariomycetes; Hypocreales; Ophiocordycipitaceae. The transcript has a single exon.